UCGGUGGCCUUCAGCCCCGACGGCCGGUUCCUGGCGUCCGGCAGUUUCGAUAAAUGCGUUCACAUUUGGUCGACACAAUCCGGACAAUUGGUUCACUCAUAUAAGGGAACGGGAGGUAUAUUCGAGGUCUGUUGGAACGCCAGAGGAGACAAAGUGGGCGCCAGUGCUUCCGAUGGAUCGGUCUUUGUUUUGGAUUUAAGAAAAUAAGUAUUUUUUGCAAUCAUCUGUCAAUUCAUUUAUUUAUACAAUAAAACAAUAAAAAUCAACGAUUUUUAAAUUAAAA
Messenger RNA from Medioppia subpectinata, 283 nucleotides. The record is from the annotation of a GenBank genome assembly. Lineage: Eukaryota; Metazoa; Arthropoda; Arachnida; Sarcoptiformes; Oppiidae.